Molecule: messenger RNA, 1023 nt
Organism: Paramecium octaurelia
Lineage: Eukaryota; Ciliophora; Oligohymenophorea; Peniculida; Parameciidae
Source: the annotation of a GenBank genome assembly
AUUUGAAUGUCAAACGUAACAAGAUCCCAAAGAAACUAAUUUGUUAUUGAUUUUUUAUCAGGAGGAUUAUCUGGAGCGAUUGCAAAAACAACAUGUGCUCCAAUAGAAAGAGUUAAAUUAUUAAUGCAAACUGCAAGCAUGAAUACAAAACUCACAAAACCCUAUGCAGGGAUAACAGAUUGUUUUUUAAGAUGUGUAAGAGAGGAUGGGGCUCUAUCCCUAUGGAGAGGCAAUGGAGUUAACGUACUCAGAUAUUUUCCAACUUAAGCCUUGAAUUUCUCAUUUAAAGAUUUCUUUGCAAAGUUCUUAAAGAAGAAUAGUAAUUGUAUAGCAAAAUGUUUAAUUAAUUUAGAGGAGCAUUCAUCUCAGUUAUUCUAUAAUAUUUUAUCUGGAGGAUUGGCUGGAACAUGUAGCACUUCAAUUGUUUACCCAUUGGAUUUGGCAAGAACCAGGCUAGGAGUUGAUUUAGGAAGAACAAAGAGUGAGAGGUAGUUUUAGGGUUUAGUUGAUUGCCUAACAAAAGUAAUAAUUUACUGUUAUAUUUAGAUUUAUAAAUCAGAUGGUAUAAGGGGUUGGUAUUAAGGAAUAGGAAUUUGUUUUGUUGGAAUCUUUAUUUAUAGAGGUUUAUAUUUUGGAAUUUAUGACACUGGAAGAGAUAAAUUUUUCAAAAGUAAUAUUUUUUCAUUAAUUCAGAUGGAGAUGCAAAGUCUUUGAUUAUGAAAUUUUUUUAUGCACAAUGUGUUGUCAUCUUUUCUGAAACAAUUAGGUAUUACAUAACAUGAAUUUUAAGUUAUCCAACAGACACUUUAAAAAGAAAAUUGAUGAUGUAAACUGCAGGAGUUUAAAGAAAAUAUAAAAAUGCUUUUGAUUGCUUUAAUUAGAUUGUAAAAACAGAAGGAUUCAAAGGUUUAAUGAAAGGAAAUGCUUCCAAUAUGGCAAGAGCAAUUGGAAGCUCCCUCUGCUUAGUUUUGUAUGAUGAAAUGAAGCGAGUAACAACAACCAAUUAAUAGAGAUAAUGAUGAU